AAUAAUUCAGUAUACAUUUAGCAGUGACGGUGAAAGUACAUAAAACAUGAAAUUACUUCGAGUUGCUUCUUUAAUUCUCGUAGUUUGUGCUUCUUAUUCCUUGUCAAGUGAUUUCAAAAAUGAAACUGACACAAUUGACUCACAAUGGCAACAAUUUAAAAUUGAUUUUAAAAGAAAUUAUACAACCGAUGAAGAUUUAAUGCGGCUUGAACUAUUCAAAGAGACAUUGGAGCAAAUUAAAGAGCAUAAUAAGAAGUUUGAAUUGGGUAAAGUUGAUGUGCCAGCGACAUUGAAUGAAUACUCCGAUUGGACUGACGAUGAUAAAAGGAAGCUAUUGGGAUCACCUUUAAGGAGAUAAACUCACGAAUAUCUUUAUUGUCAUAAGUGCAUUUAUAAAAUCAUCUGAUUGAGGUAUAAUAAAU
This is a messenger RNA of Chironomus riparius, 422 nucleotides long. The record is from the annotation of a GenBank genome assembly. NCBI's taxonomy places the organism in Eukaryota, Metazoa, Arthropoda, Insecta, Diptera, Chironomidae.